AUGGAUAUCGGAGACGUUUUGUUCAACGCAGCCGCCUUCCUGGCUGGCCUGUCGUUACUCGAACGCGGUGCUCGACUCUUUGUCUCCAGCGCCACCACCCUGGCGAAGCGCCUGCGCCUCCCAGACAUGCUCGUCGGCAUUCUCGUCGCGGGCGCCGAGUGGGAGGAACUGGCCGUCGUGGCGCUCAGUCUAGCGCAGAAGCGCCCUGCCCUCGCAGUGGGCAACAUUAUUGGCAGCACCAUCGCCAACAUCUUUGGCGCCUUUGCCCUGGGCCUCAUCUUCUCCACGAGAAACUGGGAUGGGUUCGAACGCGACUCCAAGGUGGCUUGCUUGGGAUUGCUGGCCCUCACCACCUUCGUGUCGCUGUUUGCGUUGGCUGAUAUCCUGUGGUACCGAGUCGUGGCGGUGAUUCUACUGGUAAUCUUUGUUAUUUAUGUUCUUGUUGUUCUGUGGUCCAUCUGGCAGGCCAUGUCUUAUACCAAGAAGGACGACGAUGCAGAGGACAUCGAGUCUGGAGCUGCACAUGAUCACCUAGAUGAUGCCUCCUCGAGCUCGUCAUCCGAGUGCCGCUCCGAAGGCGGUGGAGAGGAUGCCGAUGAGUCGACUGCUCUCCUCUCGAAGCCGGCGAGUUCCAAAAUUCACAGGCUUGGUCACAACAUCAUGCCCAUCUUGCAGCUCCUCGGCAGCUUCUUGGCUCUGGCACUGAGCGGUUUUAUUCUCUCGCGCACCUCGACGCUCCUCGCCGCGUCCUUUGACAUGUCGGACUCUGCGUUUGGCGCAACAAUUCUUGCGCUUGCAACCACGCUGCCGGAAAAGUUUGUGGCCGUGGCGAGCGGUAUCCAGGGCCACAGCGGUCUCCUCGUCGCCGACGCGGUAGGCAGCAACAUCUUUCUGCUGACGCUCUGCCUUGGCAUGGCAGCCUGGAGCGUUGCGGCACACCAGUGGCACGACCAUCCCGAGGAUGGCGGGCACAGCUUUGUAGACGUGUCGCGCAUUGAGGCCUGGUGGAUGUGGGCCGCGUCCAUUGCGUUGACGGCUGUCGUUUUCAUCGGAAGCAAAGACGUGUGCAAGGUUGUCGGGGUGAGGCAGUUGCUCGGAGCUCUGUUGUUGAUAGCAUAUGGAGGAUUCCUGGCCGUUGAAUUCACGGUUCUGAGAGAUUGA
Messenger RNA from Pestalotiopsis fici W106-1, 1161 nucleotides. RefSeq lists its product as uncharacterized. Gene Ontology annotation, cellular component: membrane. The record is from RefSeq and is a predicted model, not a curated record. Gene Ontology annotation, biological process: intracellular calcium ion homeostasis; calcium ion transmembrane transport. Bases 1 to 1161 code for a protein of 386 amino acids. Lineage: Eukaryota; Fungi; Ascomycota; Sordariomycetes; Amphisphaeriales; Sporocadaceae. The transcript has a single exon. Gene Ontology annotation, molecular function: calcium, potassium:sodium antiporter activity; calcium channel activity.